UAGAGCAGACAGUCGAUCACAAAGUGAAAAUACAAGUGUUUAAUUUGAGUUGACCUGCUUCUUCUCGACUCUUUGGCUCGUUGAAACAAAUGAAGAACAGCGAGUUGACAGGCUGGCUCCACUAGGCUACUGUAUCUGUUCUCUCCUCCCCCUCCUCCACCCGCUCCACCACAACCAGGAAAUCGUCGAGGUGUGCUACUUUAUACUUCUGGUUUCUCCCAGUUUUCGAGUGUAGCUGUGGGCUUUUGGCGGAGUUUUUCCGUUAUUAUUUCACCACUUUGACAUUAAGAGCCGGGUUUCAGCACUGAAGUCAGACAAACUUGCCUACCAGGAGAGGAUCUCCACUCCGAGCGAACAAUGAGUGAGUCAAGUAUUUGCCAAGCUCGGGCAACUGUGAUGAUCUACGACGAUGGCAGUAAGAAGUGGCUACCAGCAGGUGCUGGGCCCCAGGCCUUCAGCAGAGUUCAGAUCUAUCACAACCCCUCCACCAAUGCCUUUAGGGUAGUGGGUCGCAAGAUGCAGACGGACCAGCAGGUGGUGAUAAACUGUCCAAUUGUGAAAGGUCUCAAGUAUAACGAGGCCACACCAAAUUUCCACCAGUGGCGGGAUGCCCGGCAGGUAUGGGGGCUCAACUUCGGUAGCAAGGAGGAUGCUGCUCUAUUUGCCAAUGGCAUGUCUCAUGCCCUGGAGGUGCUCAAUUCCAUGUCAGAUGCAGGUUAUGCAACCCUCCCCCGCCCAGUGUCAAAUGGACCUACACCAGAAGAGCUCGAACAACAGCGGAGAUUGGAGCAGCAGAGAUUGGAACAGCAGGAGAGAGAGAGACAGGAGCGGGAGCGACAGGAAAGAGAGAGACUGGAAAGAGAGAGACAAUCUGCUGCAGUCCCCAUUCCACCUGCUCCACCUUUGGCCCCUGUAAGCGCUGCUCCACCACCAGCACCUCCCCCACCCCCUUGCCCUCCUCCCAUGGCUGGCAUCCCUCCCCCGCCAGGACCACCUCCCUCAGGACCUCCCCCAGCCCCUCCCCUUCCUGCUGCAGGAGGAGGUGGGGGAGAAGGAGGAGGGGGCCUUGGUGGUGGUGGAGGGUUGGCAGCUGCCUUAGCAGGGGCUAAACUCCGCAAAGUAUCCAAGCAGGAAGAAGGAGGCACUGCAGCACCAAUAAGCAGAGCUGACUCCAGUCGCAGCAGCAACUCCUCUAUUGGAGGUGGAGGGGGGGCUGGAUUGAUGGGGGAAAUGAGUGCCAUCCUGGCACGAAGGAGAAAAGCUGCGGACGUCGGAGAGAAGCCACCUUUGAAGACGCAAGAUAAUGAUGAUCCAGAGCCUCAAGGUCAAAGUGACACCCUGAGAAGACCUUGGGAGAAGUCAACCAUGACCAGGAAUAAUUCGAUUGGCAAGAGCCCAGACUCGACUCCGUCACUGUCCCAAGUGUCCAGGGCAAAGCCUGCAGGACAGAGUAAUGAUGCGGAUGGUAUGGAUGACUCAGAUUUGGAGAAAAUGAAACAGGAGAUCCUGGAAGAAGUGCGCAAAGAACUACAAAAAGUAAAAGAGGAAAUCAUUGGAGCCUUCAUUCAGGAGCUUCAAAAGAGAAGCACAUAGUUCUGCUGAGUGUGAGGUGUAUCAGAGGGAUGUGAUGGAUUGGUGGGUCAAGGCUCGCUGUGACCUCUCAUCUACUGAGCCCUCCCAUGUAGCCCAGGGAUUUUUGUUUUAUUCUGCUGCACAUUUUCUCUUUACUCUUUCUCUCUUCAACAAACACUUGAGCAUACUUGCUUAUGAGUACAUUAUGCUUAUUCACUUAAUGUAAAUUGUUACCCACGGAACCUCAUGUCGCCAUCCAGCACUUUCAAUGAUCACUUACUAACAUUGCUGGGGUUAUCCUACCUAUCCUAUCUCUACCCUGUUUAUUUAUCCCAUCCCUUUGUGUGCUAAAUCAAUGUAGAAUACACAGCCAAAGUUGCGCUGUCCAUUUUGUGAUCAGAUACACUUCAUCAUUAUCACCUUUUCUACCUGUCUUUUCCCAUCUGCUAUCAGACAAACCAAUUACUGAAAGAGCUUCCUUCAGCAUUCAGUAAAAUUCGGGCAUUAAAGAUGCUUGCUGAGAUUGUUUUUCACUCUUUCUCAGAUGACCAAAAAUGAUUUUUCCUCAAACUUUUAAAUGUAUAGGGCAGUUCAGUACAUCGCCUAGUAGGAAAGGGGUUGGAUGUGAUAAAACGACUAAAUUGAGGCUGGAUUGGCAAUCCCAACUUUCUGACUACUGCAAUGUCUCUCCCUCGAAUAGACUUUGAGCUCCCAGCAAUGGCUAAGAACUUAAACAACACACCUGUCUUCACUGCUGCAAGACAGAGAAGUUGAUGGAGGACAUGACAAGUGAGGGGAACCAGAUGGAUAAACCAAGUGCUGUGAAAGAUGAGUCUGUUGUUGUUUUAAGAUGUGAGAAAUGUAUUCUUAUUUCAUUGCACUUGUUCUAGAGGAAGUGGGCCUGUGUGCCACACUGCCUUGACAGACUACUUCCUCUCACUCAUGAGAUAAUUGUGUGCCAGUGUAGUGGCCCUACCUACACUGUGCUUCUUCUAGUUUUUUUUUCAAUCUUUUUCUUGCUGCAAAACAUAUAUAAUGGCCAUGAUGGAGUCCUUUUUUGCCAUGUCCAACUGCCUUGAGAAAAAAAUAUAUAUAAAUGUAUAAAUAAGGAAAAUAUAUUUGUUUUGAGGGAAAUGUAUUCAAAAGAAAAGAAAUUGUGUUUCUAUUUUAAUUGAAAUGACUGGUGAAUGGGGACUUUGUUUUUUCUUUUUCAAUUAUAGUUUUCUUAUCAAAUGUUUUCUUUGGGGGUAUAGUGUUUCAUUUUCUAGUAGAGUCUAGGCUUUUUACAAUGAAAUAUAAAAAUCAGCUGAUAGACACUGGAUUAGAGAUGUCUUUAUAGUUCAAUACAGUUGCGUCUUGAAAUGCA
Messenger RNA from Labrus mixtus (cuckoo wrasse), 2938 nucleotides. It is a transcript of the gene vaspb, whose product is annotated as vasodilator stimulated phosphoprotein b. Gene Ontology annotation, biological process: actin cytoskeleton organization; axon guidance; positive regulation of actin filament polymerization. The transcript has 14 exons. The record is from RefSeq and is a predicted model, not a curated record. The coding region runs from base 358 to 1593 and encodes 411 amino acids. Gene Ontology annotation, molecular function: SH3 domain binding; profilin binding. Lineage: Eukaryota; Metazoa; Chordata; Actinopteri; Labriformes; Labridae.